CGCACGGCUCGGCUCCCCGCGCGCCUCCCGUGCCCGCGCCCCGGCAGGGAAGCGCCGCCGCGCCCGCGGGAUGCGGCCGCCCGCCCGCUGCGGCCGCCGCCUGGCGCUCCCGGCACUGCUCGCGCUGCUCGCCGGCUCGCUGGCAUUUGCUUCGCUUUCUGAAGAUACAAAGAAAGAGGCCAAGCAGUCUCAGAACUUCGAGAGAAAUGGUAGACCAACAAAAAAUGACCUAGAUUUAAAGGAAAUUGUAUUUGUUAUCCAGAGUCAAAGUAAUCCUUUUCAUGCAAAGAGAGCCGACCAGUUGAAAAAAAACAUCUUGAAGCAGGCUGUGGAUCAUACACAGGAACGCCCCAGUGUCCUCCUCCUUCAUCAGCUGGCCAAGCAGGAAGGUGCAUGGACGAUACUUCCGUUGUUACCACAUUUUUCUGCGACAUACAGUAGAAAUUCAUCUUGGAUUUUCUUCUGUGAAGAAGAGACAAGAAUAAAAAUUCCAGAACUUUUAGAAACACUCAGAAGAUAUGAUCCUUCCAAGGAAUGGUUCUUGGGGAAAGCGUUACAUGAUGAAGAAUCGACAAUCAUUCACCAUUAUGCCUUUUCUGAAAGUCCUACAAUUUUUAAAUAUCCAGACUUCGCUGCUGGCUGGGCCCUCAGUAUUCCACUAGUAAACAAGCUUACCAAGAGGUUAAAGAGUGAAUCCUUGAAAUCCGACUUUACAAUAGAUUUAAAACAUGAGAUUGCCCUCUACAUCUGGGACAAGGGUGAUGGGCAGCCCCUGACGCCAGUGCCUGAAUUUUGUACAGAUGCUGUGGACACUCUCUGUGCUACCACUUUUCAGUCUUUUCUACCGCGUUGUGGAACUCCAGUGAAGAAGGAGGAUAUUUUUGUUGCCGUUAAAACGUGCAAGAAAUUUCAUGCUGAUCGAAUCCCCAUCGUGAAGCAGACUUGGGAACAUCAGGCUAGACUCAUUGAGUACUAUAGUGAUUACGCAGAAAGUUCCAUUCCGACGGUAGACUUGGGAGUUCCUAACACAGAGAGAGGUCAUUGUGGAAAGACAUUUGCCAUUUUGGAAAGGUUUUUGAAUUAUAGCCAUGACAAAAUUCCAUGGUUAGUCAUUGUGGAUGAUGACACGUUAAUAAGCAUCUCCAGGCUCCAACACUUGCUCAGCUGUUACGAUGCCAGUGAGCCACUGUUUCUGGGAGAGCGCUACGGCUAUGGCCUGGGCACCGGCGGGUACAGCUACGUCACUGGAGGAGGAGGGAUGGUCUUUAGCAGAGAAGCCAUCAAGAGACUUCUUUCCAGCAAGUGCCGCUGCUACAGCAAUGAUGCUCCCGACGACAUGGUUCUGGGGAUGUGCUUCAGCGGGCUGGGAAUCCCAGCAACACAUAGCCCUCUCUUCCACCAGGCUCGGCCCGUGGAUUACCCUCGGGACUACCUUUCACACCAGGUGCCCAUAUCUUUCCACAAACACUGGAACAUCGAUCCAGUCAAGGUCUACUUCACGUGGCUGGCACCCAGCGAGGAAGAUGAAGCCAGACAGGAGACACCGAAAGCCUUGAAGGAAGAGUUAUAGGAGCAUGGGGAGCCCAGUGUAGGGGACAACCAGACACUGAGACUGUGACCCCACCCUGCCAUGCUGGGAAUUGACUGUGAGCCACGUGGGCAGAAGAGCAUCCCCGGCCAGAGAUGGAAAUGAUGUAUGUGCUAUUUUUCAGGAGGAAAAAGAAAAGAAGUCAUGGGGGAAACUUUUUUUUUCUGGGAAAAAAAUCACUUGCUUUUGUAUGAUGCGGUUAUUGUUAUACACCAUGUGAGUACUGUGUGCUUUUCAGGCUGUGAUCCAGCAGCCUGGUGACUGUCCCAGGAGAAUAAACAGAACCACAAGUCCCCUUCCCGCUGCCUCUCCUGAUGAUGAUAGGAGUUUCAGUGGGGGUGAGGUGGGGGUGCUGUGACUCCCGGUUGUCAGAGAGAGAAGCGGGAAAGUGGAGAUUUUUUUAUUGAUGAUGGCAAUUUCUGCUUGGAAUCUCAGAAGUAAUAAUGCUAUGUUGGGGAUCAUCUAUAAAAUAUAAAAGUCUAGACAUGAAAUCCCCUGAAGUCCAUCAUCAGGGUUGUUGUGCUUUAUCUAUUUUUCUGUUUGUAUCUCAUAAAACAAGAAUCAGAAGUGCUGGAGCUUUCUGUUUCUUUAGAGGAUCGUCUGUGUUCCAUGGCUCCCCAAAGCCCUGUUGUGAUGACCUGCUUGUAACAUUAAAGUGUGCGGGGCCUGCCAGGAAACUAUGUGCUCAGUAUUUAGAAACCAUGCUGAUGUGUUUUAUUCGAGUCAGUGACACGCUCCAUGUCAGUCUCAGGAAGUUAGUUAAAUUAUUUUGUACUUGACACUUGACUCUCAUUUUUU
Sorex fumeus (smoky shrew) is the source of this 2386-nucleotide messenger RNA. It is a transcript of the gene B3GLCT, whose product is annotated as beta 3-glucosyltransferase. The coding region runs from base 71 to 1570 and encodes 499 amino acids. Gene Ontology annotation, cellular component: membrane. NCBI's taxonomy places the organism in Eukaryota, Metazoa, Chordata, Mammalia, Eulipotyphla, Soricidae. The record is from RefSeq and is a predicted model, not a curated record. Gene Ontology annotation, molecular function: acetylglucosaminyltransferase activity. The transcript is spliced from 15 exons.